Molecule: messenger RNA, 2277 nt
Organism: Anas platyrhynchos (mallard)
Lineage: Eukaryota; Metazoa; Chordata; Aves; Anseriformes; Anatidae
Product: arylacetamide deacetylase-like 4
Cellular component (GO): membrane
Molecular function (GO): carboxylic ester hydrolase activity
Source: RefSeq, a predicted model, not a curated record
AAGCAAAUCAUAAAAUCUCUGAUUUCCCUAGUCUUUACAGAACAAAUGCUAUAUUUCAGAUUUCCCUGGGUGUACACAGAGGUGACGUUGAAAGCUUUCUCCUGAAAUUCACCAGAGUAAGGUUCUUCUUUUAAUAACAGCUAAAAUUCCUGAGCAAUUAUGGGUCUGUCUGUUGAAGCACAUUUAUCAGUGGUACCUGCUCGUAGCAGAGAACCUUUUUAUGAAAGACGUAAUUGAAAAGCUAGCAUAGCCAGUGGGUAAGAGUCAUUAUUCAUGAAAUCUGAGCUGUCACCUCUUUGCAGUGCUUGCCUUGCCCUUCCAGCAGGCCGCCUUUGGACAGCGAAAACCUAAAUUUAAGGGAUGCUCGCAGCGAUUUGAGGACGGAGCGGGCAGGAGCGCGGGUGCCCCUGCCGGGCUGCGGCUCCGCAGAGGCUCAGGCUCUCGGCGAACGAGCUCAGGACCGGGACGCAGGGCUCAGGACCGGGACGUGCAGCUCAGCACCGGGACGCGCGGCUGAGGCCGUGCCUCCCGGCACCCAGAUUACGCCCGUGUGCCGCCAGCAGCGCGGCCGCCCCCCGGUGCUCGCUGGCCGCCCGCACCAUGACCCCGGCGGCGGCUUUGCGGAGCUGUCACAAACGGGGCCGUGACGCCGCCGGCCUGCAGGGGCGGGGGGGGUCCGGAGGGGGAAGCGGCCGCUGCCGGGCCCCGCCGCGGGCCGGGGAGCCCCGCGGGGCCGCCGCCGGGCCAUGGCGCUGCUGGCGGCGCUGCUACUGCUGCUGCUGCUGCUCCUGCCCCUGGCGGCGCUGGUGCUGGGCACGGUGCUCCUCGGGCUGCCCAGCUACGAGAUCCCGCCCGGGGUGAACCAGCCCGCUAAGCUGCGCCUGGUCCUGGCUGUCCUCCUCGGCACGGCGGCCCUGGGAAGGAUUUUGGAGAAGACAGGGCUUUGCAGUCAAAUCACUUUUGGCCGAUACGUGCGACAAGGACGGAGACUAAGGGUAGACCCAAAGCUCUUUAUCCAGGAUCUGCAGUUUAACGAAGUACCUGUGAGGGUUUACCAGCCUAAAGCUGUAUCACACAGGCGAAGGAGAGCUAUCAUCUUCUUUCAUGGAGGAGGCUGGGUGUUUGGAAGUCUUGAUACCUAUGAAAAAGUGUGCCGCUACAUAUCUAGAGAAAGUGGAUCAGUAGUUGUAUCUGUUCAGUACCGUUUAGCUCCUGAACACAAAUACCCUGCUGCAUAUGAAGACUGUCUUAAUGCUACCAUACACUUCAUGAGGAACACAGAACACUACGGGGUGGACCCUGCCCGUAUAAGUGUCUGUGGGGACAGUGCAGGGGGCAAUCUAGCAGCUGCCGUUAGCCAGACCCUGGCAGGAAGAUCAGACCUCCCCAAGCUACGCUCUCAGAUCUUGAUCUACCCAGGCCUUCAGGCGCUAGACUUCAAUUUACCUUCCUAUCAGCAAAAUCGAGGAGUCCCUCUCUUAUUCCGAGAACGUGCUGCUUUUUUUGCUUUGCAAUACCUAAAUGGGGAUGCAUCGCAUAUGCAAGAGGUCUUGGAGGGCUCUCAUAUUCCUCCAGAUAUGAGGCUGAAGUACAGGAAGUGGGUGAGUGCAGACAACAUCCCUGAAAAAUUUAAGGUCAGAGGUGUGAAGCCACUUAGGCCCACUGAUUUUGUGGCUGAAGUUUAUGAGACAGUGAAAAGAUUCUGUGAGCCCAACCUGUGUCCCCUGCUAGCUGAAGAUGCUAUUGUUCACCAGCUGCCAGAGUCUUUCAUCUUGACUUGUGAGUAUGAUGUGCUGAGGGACGACGGCUUGCUGUACAAGAAGAGACUGGAGGACAAUGGAGUUCGAGUGACCUGGUACCACCUUGAGGAUGGAUUCCAUGGAAUCAUAAGUCUGUAUGAUUAUGCGGGGUUGUCAUUUCCAUCUGGUAAAAGGGGAUUGGACAGCGUUGUUAACUUCCUAAAAGGCUUAUAGUAAACAUCUUAGAUUCCACGAGUCUGUUCAUGCCUCAAGCUAGAAAAAUAUCUUUUUAGGAUAUUUAAUAUCAGGUGAUGAGUAGUCAGUCAAAGGUGGCCAUUAGCAAUGAUAAACAAGGCUCAUGUGAAACGCAUUCCAGCUGUUAGUUGGACCAUGGAAUAUGCAAAUGUUAUACAUGCUUGUACCAUGCUGCAAGCUCUUAUCUUUAGCUAUGUCAAUAAAUAAAAACAUUAUUUUGAAUGGACAUCCUGGUUCAUCCUACUCGUUUAAAAUAAAAUGUGUUUAUGCAUCUAUGAAGAAA